This is a messenger RNA of Micropterus dolomieu (smallmouth bass), 105 nucleotides long. Its product is annotated as sperm protamine P1-like. The annotation marks the transcript as partial. NCBI's taxonomy places the organism in Eukaryota, Metazoa, Chordata, Actinopteri, Centrarchiformes, Centrarchidae. The transcript is spliced from 2 exons. The record is from RefSeq and is a predicted model, not a curated record.
AGGAAGGAAGGAGGGCAGGAAAGAAGGAGGGAAGGAAGGAAGGAGGGCAGGAAAGGAAAGAAGGAGGGAAGAAAAGAAGGAAGGAAGGAGGGAAGGAAGGAAGGA